Messenger RNA from Osmia lignaria (orchard mason bee), 1960 nucleotides. It is a transcript of the gene por, whose product is annotated as Protein-serine O-palmitoleoyltransferase por. Gene Ontology annotation, molecular function: Wnt-protein binding; palmitoleoyltransferase activity. Gene Ontology annotation, cellular component: endoplasmic reticulum; membrane. The record is from RefSeq and is a predicted model, not a curated record. Gene Ontology annotation, biological process: Wnt protein secretion; lipid modification; protein palmitoylation. Lineage: Eukaryota; Metazoa; Arthropoda; Insecta; Hymenoptera; Megachilidae.
UUUAUUAAAAAAUAAUAAUAAUAAUAAUUUUCAUUUUGAUGGCAUUGAGAAUGAAGUUGGCGUUAUGGUUAACGUCAAACUAUACUAUGGAGAAAGAAACGCCGGCAAUUUAAUUUCUACUGUGAUGGAUGAUGUGGAGGAAUCAAUUUUUUACGACGAUGAAGAUGAUUUUAUCGGACACGAAUAUUUACAAGACGCUGAAUAUGAAUACGAAUUUGAAGAGACAGAACGAGAAACAUUAUUUGAAUUAUAUCAAUAUUGCUUCUGUCCUACUGUUUACGAUACAAUUACAUAUAUACUACCAUUAUUCAUUUCUACGAUUAUAUUUAGAUUAUGCGUUCAUUCCCGGCAUGUGUCACAGAAAACUUUUCAUGUACUGUCAAUGUUAAUUGGUAUAUACAAUAUUUAUCAUUAUGUACCAGAAUGUUUAUAUACCUUACUAGUAUUUUGUAUAAUUUCAUACACUAUUUUAUAUGUACCUAAAAAAUAUUGUAAAAAUCUAGCAAUAUUUUUGCCAGCCCUUUUUAUUAUUGCAUAUUGCGAAUUCUCUAUGCCACCAAUAACUUGGCAUAAAAUACGUAGUGUAGUAAUGACAAUGGCAAUGAAAACAAUCAGUGUAGCAAUAGACAAAACAAAAUCAAAUGAUUUACCUGAUAUUUAUACCUAUAUGGGAUACACUUUUUGUGGUGUCACAUGUCUUUUUGGACCAUGGAUAUCAUUUAAGGAUUACGUAUCAAUAUAUUAUGCGAACAAUCAGGGUAAGUGGUGGAUGAUCUAUGCUAUUCAAUAUGCGCUUUUAUCUUUAUUUUUUUUAACUAUUUCAAAUUGUUGGACACAAUGGAUAGUUAUGGAUAAUUCUUGGAAAUGGUUAUUAGCUUACAGAGAUGCACUAUCUUUUCGAACAUCUCAUUAUUUUAUUUCAUUCAUUGCAUCCACUUUACUGUUAUUAGGAGGAUUUCCACUAUCUUUGAAAACUAUAGUAAAACCGUUAAAAAUAGAAUUUCCACGUUCACUUGUAGACGUUGUUGUUUGUUGGAACAUACCAAUGCAUUUCUGGUUAAAAACAUAUAUAUUCCGUCCUAAUAUUAAAUAUUUAGGAAAAUUCGGAGCCGUAACAAUGACAUAUUUAACAAGUGCUCUCUUACAUGGAUUAAAUUUUCAACUGGCAGCAGUUUUACUUAGUCUCGGAUUUUAUACAUAUGUAGAAUAUCGACUUAGAUCUAUGCUUGCAAACAUUUUCGAUGCAUGUAUUGCAUCGAAAUUAUGUACAACCAAUAAAUGUACACAUACAUACAAUACUCAGAAUUGUUGGUGGGUGUUUUUAACAAAUGUGCUAUUUUCUGGACUAUCAGUUUUUCAUUUAGCUUAUUUAGGUCUUAUGUUUGAUACAUCUGAAUUACAAGAAACAGGAUACAAUUACAUUCAUACUAUUGAAAAAUGGUCCCAACUUGGAUUUGCUAGCCACUGGGUAAUAUUUGCUACAUAUUGUAUAUAUUUUUUAAUCAGAUAAUAAUAGGUGCAUAAGUUAAACAUUUAUCAAUUUUCAAUAAUUUACACUUAAGUUUUUUUACUGUGAAAUAGUUUAAGUAGGAAAAGUAGCAUAAUUAUAAAUUCUGAAAAUAAGUAAAAUACAUAGUCUUUAUUAGAUUUAUAACAUAAUAUAAAGUAGAUUUGCACGUAUGUGUAUAUAAAGCACAUUAAACAAUUAAUACAUUGUAAUUUUAAAAUGUUUAUAUGCUAUAUUUGUUGAAUAAUACUCCAUUGAUAUCUUAUGUUAUCAAACUUGAACAUAAGAUUAAUAGUAGAUAAAGAUAUUUUUUCAAUCAAAAUGCAAUUGAUUUUACACUUUGAUUUUGAUUGCUAGUGAGAUGUACAUACAAUACACAACAGUAUAUUUUAUAACAUAAUGUACCUUGUACUCUAUGAGUUACAAACAAAAAAUAAAAUAUUUCAGAAUUAA